Messenger RNA from Volvox carteri f. nagariensis, 894 nucleotides. RefSeq names its product component of cytosolic 80S ribosome and 40S small subunit (gene rps8). The transcript is spliced from 5 exons. Lineage: Eukaryota; Viridiplantae; Chlorophyta; Chlorophyceae; Chlamydomonadales; Volvocaceae. Gene Ontology annotation, cellular component: cytosolic small ribosomal subunit; ribosome. The record is from RefSeq and is a predicted model, not a curated record. Gene Ontology annotation, molecular function: structural constituent of ribosome. Gene Ontology annotation, biological process: translation; maturation of SSU-rRNA from tricistronic rRNA transcript (SSU-rRNA, 5.8S rRNA, LSU-rRNA). Bases 28 to 657 code for a protein of 209 amino acids.
CCAUAGGGGUAGGAACGGUGCGGCACCAUGGGUAUCUCUCGCGAUUCGCUGCAUAAGCGGCGCGCCACGGGCGGCCGCAAGAAGCACUGGCGCAAGAAGAAGAAGUAUGAGAUGGGCCGUGUGCCAGCUAACACUAAGUUGAGCAGCAAUGUGGCUGUCCGGACGGUGCGCGUGCGCGGAGGCCAUACCAAGUUCCGUGCCCUGCGCCUGGACACUGGCAAUUACUCUUGGGGCUCGGAGGCUGUGACCCGCAAGGUCCGCAUCCUGGACGUCGUUUACAACGCAUCCAAUAACGAGCUGGUGCGCACCCAAACCCUGGUGAAGAACGCCAUUGUCCAGGUGGAUGCCACGCAGUUUAAGCAGUGGUACCAGAAGCACUACAACGUGGAGCUGGGUGCCAAGAAGGACCAGCCCGACGUGGCCCCUAAGCCGGAGGAGAUCCAGGGCUCGAACCACGUGAAGCGAAAGAUCAAGGAGCGGCUGCAGAAGCGCAAGCUGGACCCGCACCUCGCUGAGCAGUUCACGACGGGACGACUGUUUGCCUGCAUCGCGUCGCGCCCGGGCCAGUGCGGCCGUGCAGACGGCUACAUCCUUGAGGGCAAGGAGCUUGAGUUUUACCUCAAGAAGAUGCAGAAGAAGAAGUCGAAGGCUGCGUAAAGCACGGCCUGCUAGGAUCUAAGUGGUGUAACAAGUUUGUUCGUCGAGUAUCUUGACGCAUUAGUAUCACUAGUUGUCCCCCCUUUGUGCCUGCAUGAUAUCGUGUACCACAUUUAGGCAAGUUCCCACAAGUUCAAACGGGAUGCAAUGGUUUUAGCUUACAGGUGGGCUCGGUUCCUGAACCCGUACAGGCGACGAGCAUGUAGCAAGACAGACCACAUGAAAUCAGCCGUUACG